Molecule: messenger RNA, 2124 nt
Organism: Penicillium lagena
Lineage: Eukaryota; Fungi; Ascomycota; Eurotiomycetes; Eurotiales; Aspergillaceae
Product: transcriptional regulator family TF
Exons: 2
Coding region: 1-2124 (707 amino acids)
Biological process (GO): regulation of DNA-templated transcription
Molecular function (GO): zinc ion binding; DNA-binding transcription factor activity, RNA polymerase II-specific
Source: RefSeq, a predicted model, not a curated record
AUGAAACGAAAAUCAAGAGCCGAUAUCCCUUCGCCAGCAGUUCCUAAAAGACAGUCUAGACAGGACCCGGUCUCUUGCGAAUCAUGUCGGAAGAAAAAGUUGAAAUGUGACCGGCAACUUCCGUGUAGUAGCUGCUCAGCGCGUGGGCUAGCCUGCAGCUAUGAACCACGGGUAACGAUGCCUAUCGUCAAGCCUAGGGUGCAGGGGACUAGGCCUUCUCAAAACAAUAAUGAGAUGUCUCUGCCACCUCAGACAAACCAAGAUUCCGCUUCCCAGAUUCAGGCUGGAAAUGAACCCCUGAUUACUGCAGAUUGGCUUGAGAAUAUUGUCAUGAGCCACCGUGUACCGACUGCUCUCCCACCGACUUUAAGAGAAGAAUUUUCUCAACAACGUCAUAUUGACAAUCGCCUUCAAUCACAACGGCGCAACGGAAUAACCAGUAGUUUACUAGCAAUUAUUCACAGUGGUCACCUUGCGUCUCGCGAAAAGCCGUCUACCAUUCACUUGCCCUCUUAUUUGCCGCCAAAGACGGAGACGAUCAGUCUGUUCCGAUACUACUGCAAUUUUCUUGAUUAUCUAUACCAUUUGAUAAUCCCUGCUCGUGUGGAACGAUCUAUCGAGAACAUCUACGAAAAGGUAUCUCGUAAUGAGUCAAUCGAUUUGAAUCACUUAGCUCUGAUAUUCAGCAUCAUUUCCACAUCCACUUUCUUCCAGCUGUUGACCGAAGCCUCUGAAUAUGCAGAAGUUUGCGGUCAAGAGCUUGCUUUUUUGACUGGUGCUGCAUUAAUACAAAGCAAUCAUAUUGCAAAUCCGACUGUCGAGGGUCUGCAAGCAACAAUGAUCCUUGGCCAUCAUUUACCCAGUAUGAGCUCAAACCCGUCUGUCAGUGGCUUGUUUUUGCAUGGAUCAUUGGUCAGCCAGGCAAAAAGCCUUGGAUUGCAUCUUUUGGACACUCCUCGGGCUAUUCAAGAACGUGGAAUAACUGGAUUCGACAAAGUGGACGUUGAACUAAAGCGACGACUGUGGUGGGACCUAGUAUCAUAUGAAUGGUUGCUAGGUUUUCUUAGUGGGCCCCAGGAGUGGACAUACACUAUCCAUAUGCAUCACAUGAACGUUCGAGAGCCAUUGAAUCUCGACGAUGAUGAUCUCGAGCAAAACGACAACGGAAUGCCUCUCUGCACGCCAACUUCCAUGUCCUACACCCUUCAAAGACUAAAGCUAGCUGUUAUAUGCCGUCAAAUUGUGGAUGAGACGGCAUUCGAACAUUUCCACGGGCAAGAUGUACCCUACGACAAAAUCCUUGACCUUGAUCGCAGAAUCCAGCAAGCAUACGCUGAAGUUCCCAACUUUUUCCGUUUUGAUCAGUCAUCCCGACGCGAAUUUAUUUCCUUCUAUCGCGAGCGGCCGACUAUUGCCUAUCAAAGGGCUCUGCUGCAACAAGGGUAUCAUUCUCGGCUCUGUCGUUUGCACCGCCAUUACUUUGUUCGAGGUUCAAAAGACCCCAGAUAUUCCUAUUCGCAUGUCGUGUGUCUUCAGUCUGCGCGAAAAGUGCUGGAGGUAAAGCGGAUUAUGGAUGAAGAAGAGCCUCAAUUUACCCCACAUAGCUCAGUAGUGUGGUCAGUCAUGCAUCAUGUUUUCAUGGCUGCCGUUAUUCUGCUGAUAGAUGUGUGCUUCAACUGGGAUGAUAUCCUAGCCGAAAAAAGAAAGCAAGAAGUGCUUGACGCUUGUCGAACGCUAAACCGAGCUCAAAAGUCUUCUUCUAUUGCGAAGGAAGGAAUCAAUGCCAUGAUGGCCAUUCUACAAAGGCAUUGGAAGCUGCAAAAGCGACCACUAGCUGGUGCUUUUCAAUCUGAGCCUUCACCGAUUCCGGUUCAGACUGCUCCUAUUUCAAAACAACAACAGGCGACACUUUCAGGAUCCAGGAAAGAAGUUUCAGAUCAACCGGUUCAGAAUGAUUACUCGCAGCCAAUUCUGGGUGUUGGAGUAGGUUCUGAGGCAAUUUCAAUGCAUCUUGAGGAUAUUUGGUCUGAGAUGUUGGAAGAAAGUGCUCAGGUUGAACUGGAUACACCCGAUUGGACAGAUCUUUUGACCGAGUUGACCAACGCAACUUUGCCAUGUGAAUGA